This is a messenger RNA of Musa acuminata AAA Group (dessert banana), 2725 nucleotides long. RefSeq names its product ubiquitin C-terminal hydrolase 13-like. The transcript has 8 exons. Lineage: Eukaryota; Viridiplantae; Streptophyta; Magnoliopsida; Zingiberales; Musaceae. Gene Ontology annotation, molecular function: protein binding. Bases 107 to 826 code for a protein of 239 amino acids. The record is from RefSeq and is a predicted model, not a curated record.
UCUGAGAGCUCCCCUUCUUCGGUAUUCUCCCCUCUUCCUCGGAUCAGCUCGUCCCUCCCACCCUCUUCCUCGGAUCAGCUCCUUAGACUCCCCGCAGCCAAGGACUAUGACGACGCCAUCCUCCCACAACCAGGAGGACGAUGAGAUACUGAACCCGCGUCUGCAAAUGGCUGAGGGACACCAGCAAAUGGAUCUUGAUGCUCAGAGUGAAACCGAUAGUACUGAUUAUAGUACCAAUGAUGACGAUGAUGUUACGGAAACUUCUAUUUCCAAGUUUACAUGGGCGAUCAAGAACUUCUCGAGGUUGAAAACCAGGAAGCUCUACUCGGACGUCUUCUUAGCGGGUGGCCACCAAUGGAGACUGCUUCUCUUUCCGAAAGGUAACAAUGUUGAUUCUUUGUCCAUAUACAUGGAUGCUGCUGAUUCGGCGAGCUUAGUUUUUGGGUGGACAAGAUUUGCGCAUUUCGGUCUGACUGUAAUCAAUCAAAUCAAAUCCAACCGUUCGAUCACAAAAGAUUGCCAGAACAUAUUCUGUGCACUUAGAAAUGAUUGGGGUUUUUCACAUUUUAUGCCACUAAGUGAAGUCCAUAACUCGAGCGAAGGAUUUCUUGUGAACGACACUCUUAUAAUCGAAGCCGAUGUCACUGUUCUCCGAUUCAGUGAUUGGUCUUAUGAAGAAAGAAAAGAGACAGGUUUGGCUGCUGUCAAGAGUCGAGUAGUUGAUUGCUAUCAGGACUGGACCGACCGUAUUGCUUACUCCAUGAAGGUGCUGAAUCGCAUGAUUCCUCCUCUCCUUGACGGUAUCUGUCAGUGCUUUGAGCGCUAGUCAAGCAAACCGAUGUCAGUGCUUCAUUUGCUCUUGGAUAGGCAUAAGAAACAAACUGCUCUCUUUUGUUGCUUGAAACAAAUAUUAUCAUUUUCUUGAUGCAUUAUUAUUGCUUUAGUUAAUUUUCUUUUUAUUCCGCUUAUCAAUUGUUAGUGUUCGACCAAAUUAUUUAAUUGUGGUUCUCGUUAUAUGACUUUUGGUUCUUAAUCAAAAUAUGAGAGGAUUUAAAGUUGAUAUUGUUUUAGUUGUUACUUCCAAUCUGUACUGUGGAUUUUUAUUUUGCUAAUAAUAUAACUGUAUAUAAAAAUUAUCGUAUAUGGAAUACAGAAGCGUAUAGAGGUUAUAUAGCGCGCAGUGGCGCUCUGCAAUACCCCUAUUGGCCUUCCAUUUUCCUCGCCUCUGACAGUUCCCUUUCUCCGCCCUCCUCUCUCCUCUCCUUAGCCGUGGUCUUCCCGGAGAUCGCAGGUCCAUCUCCUCCGUUUUCGGUCGCGAUUGGGCUCCUCCACUUCCCCGCUCUCACGUCUCCACCUACGCUCGCCGUACGCGCCACCACCUCCUCGAUAUCUUGAUAUCUAAACCUUCGGAGUUUCUUUGACCUUUGUGCCGUCACCGUCGAAAGUCCCCAGCCAAUGACGGGUUAGCCAUGAUCUUGGUUUUCUUCCUUGGAGGUUGGUUUGAGAUUUUGUUGUAUUGAAUUUGAUUUCUUCUUUUCAAUUGGAAUUGAUCUAUAGGUUGCUUACUAAUGCUGGAAUUGGGUGACUUGAUUGAUUUAUAUUAUUAGGGUAUUGGUCGGUUUUCUUUUCCUUUUUUUGUCUGCACAGUUGUUCAGAGUGAAGUCACCAGUACUGACUGGAGCCAUCAGGAGGAGGAACCUUCGUCCUUAGAUUUACGUGGGCAAUCGAGAAUUUCUCCAGGUUGAACACCAAGAAACUCUACUCUGAUAUCUUUACAGUGGGUGGCUGCCAGUGCACAACCUACCUUAUGCGUGGAGUAGAUUUGGAUGGAUCAAUCUGGCUGCGAUCAAUCAAAUCCAAAGCAAGCAUUUGAUAUGAAAAGGCUUUGUUUCUGUGGCAGAGUAAGAUCUUCAGAAGAAACCAAGAGGAACGUUAUGUUCGAAGUGCAUGCAUAUGAGGGCCAGCUCUGACUUCCCCAUCCUGCAAUGGUUCAACUGGUGAAAGUCCGAGAGGCUUCUUCCACCUUCUGACAGAAGUUAUUCAGAAUCCAGGAAUGGUGUGAUAACUUAACAUGAUUGGUCUGAGGGGCUUCUUCCACUUACAUUGCAGGUAUCGUAGUCACAACUUCCCACAAUAUCCUCCGUCCACCAUUGCUAAGCUUAGGCUGCUGCAUUGCUUACCGUCUACUGCGGAGGAGAGGCUACACAGGAAGCCACCGUGAGAUGGUACACGAACAUCUGGGAGUUGAUGCUUGGUUGACUCCUCAUCCUCUGUGCAUGGAAUGGGGCGCUUAUUGUCUCUCAAAACAUAUGGAGUUCAAAGUGAGAAAGCCGAGACCCUAUGUUUUGUUUACUCCCAGUCUGAGCCGUGCACAGGGACAGCAGCAGUCGCCAUGGCCGGUGGGAUUCGGCCGAUACCGUCGCGCUUUGUCCCAUUUGCUGGCCAUGACCAAUUCGUCCACGGUAGUGUGCAUCAUCCUAUAGCUUCUCGGCAUCUGCAGUCAUAUAUAAUUGUUUUGGGUGGCUCGAUCCGAGUUUUUGUCCUUGUGCUCGGAAGGUUUUCGUUGUUGGGUUUCUCGUGGGUUAUCACCGUACGCUUCCUCCUGCUACAUCCUUAUUUUUUCUCCUGCUGGGGCCUCUCUUUCUUGCUAUAUUUGCUGUUUAACAAUCACACGUUGAGGUGUCUAGUAAGAAUUCAAUUUUACUCAGAUUAUUUUUAUAGUUAA